This is a messenger RNA of Hippoglossus stenolepis (Pacific halibut), 3836 nucleotides long. Its product is annotated as microtubule-associated tumor suppressor candidate 2-like. NCBI's taxonomy places the organism in Eukaryota, Metazoa, Chordata, Actinopteri, Pleuronectiformes, Pleuronectidae. The record is from RefSeq and is a predicted model, not a curated record. The transcript is spliced from 9 exons. Gene Ontology annotation, cellular component: nucleus; cytoplasm. Bases 97 to 1140 code for a protein of 347 amino acids. Gene Ontology annotation, molecular function: microtubule binding.
CCUCCCCCCCUCUCUCUUUCUCUCGCUCUGUAUUUUCUCUCCUGCCUCCCCCGUGCAAGCAGCCGGCUCAGGGAUGCUGCUGUCUCCUUGCCUAGUAUGGGCCAUUGCUGCUGUAGGCUCCAUCUCCUCCCUCUGCGCUGUCUGGAGCAAACGAGUGAACGUGCCAUUGUGAAAGAGAGGGAACUGUCCCAGGAGCUUGCCAGAAUCAGGGAUGAAGUGGCUUUCAGUGUCGCACACUGGGAGCAACUGCAGCAGGAGAAGGAGGAACUGGAGCGUCGCUUCGAGGCUGAGCUGCAGGGAUUGCGGGCUCAGCAGCAGAGGGAGCUGGGAGCGCUGGAGGAGCGGCUGAAGGCGCAGCACAUUGCCGAGGACCGGAGUCUGAAGGCCCUACAGCGGGAUGAGCUGGACGACCUACGGAUCCAACAGCAAGAGCAGAUUGAGGAGAUGAGUGAGAACCACGAGGCGUCCCUGGUGGAGAUGGAGACGGCUCACAACGACACGCUGACCACUCUGCAGGAGGAGCAUGCCAGGACCGUGAAGAAUCUGAAGAUGGCCCAUGAACAGCAGAGGAAGUCUCUGGAUGAAGAUUUUCAGAAGAUCAGACUAUCGCUGCAGGAUCAGGUGGACACGCUGACGUUUCAGAAUCGCAGCCUCAGGGACCGAGCCAAGCGCUUUGAGGAAGCUCUUCGCAAGAGCACAGAUGAGCAGAUAGUGGACGCUUUGGCUCCUUACAAACACAUUGAGGAGGACCUGAAGAGUCUCAAAGACGUUCUGGAGAUGAAGAAUCAACAAAUUCAUCAGCAGGACCUGAAGAUAACAGAGCUGGAGAUAAUAGCUGAAAAGAAUGUAUACCUGGAGGAGAGAGUGCAGGUGUUGCAGCAGCAGAACGAAGACCUGAAGGAACGAAUAGACAAGAACCUGGUUGUGUCCAGACAACUCUCUGAGGAUAACGCCAACCUGCAGGUCAACGUGGAGAAGGAGAGCAACGAGAAGAAGCGGCUGAGUCGCAACAACGAGGAGCUGCUGUGGCGUCUCCAGACGGGAGAGCUGAGCCCUCGCAUGUCCCCCAGCUCCUCCCCCAUCCACCGACCCUCCCCUGGACCGGGCUCCCCUGGCCGCCCACACUCCUACCAUCAAUGACACUCUUCACACUCUUUGCUGAAUGUUCCUCUGGGUAAAGGAAAGGAGGCCUCUCACCCUCGUGAUGCAUUUCCACAGACAAACCCAAGGAAUUUUAACUUUUGAACUAAAUAAUUGUAUCAAAGCUCAAAGCCUCUUGCCUCUUCUUUUUCUAUUCAACACAAAUCUCCCACCAAGCAGAACGCGCUGCGAUACUGCGGCGGAUGAAAGACCUGAUCAUCGUCAGAGAGCAGGAACAGACUCACAGUGCCUCAUUUCCAUGUUUUGGCCUCCAUCUGCAAUCUCCACCUUCUCCUCCAGCGCUCAGGACGAUGGAUGUACGGCACAAAGCAAACGUCGAAAGUGCAGAACAGUGAACACAAGAAGCGCCUUUCCUGUCCAGUCUCUUUCCACCAGCAGCGGCACAGGCAACACUUUGAGGGAAAUCACAAACCUAAGUGUGGAUUCCUCUGUGGGACAUGACAAAGCUUUCAUGUAUCAGGAUUAGACUGACUAUUAUGACUGACUCUCAAGCCAUCCAGCCUCAAUCGUCCGUCCCAUGUUUUCCUUCAACGACCAGAUGUCAGCGCUGACCUGAAAUGUACGACAACAUAACAACUCAUCAUCGUCCAUUGAUCUGCCAAAAUGUUUUAGCUAUGGUAUUGAUUUUAAUUUAUUUAAAAUAAUGUACAUGUGUUGAUUUCUUUUAAAGCAUGUUCUGUCUUCCGGUUAUAAUGAACUUUAUUUUUGGAUCACUGACGGUGUGUGAAAUGGAGCGGACGAGAGAACGGGUGAAACAAGUUACCUCUUGUAACCUGGAGCAGGAUUAAGUCAAAUGAAACCAAGGUCAAACAGUCGGCUCAGAUUGGAUCUCACUUCCCCGCCCCUUUAUGCAAUUAAACACGUACGCUCGCAAAGAUGUAAUGCAAUGACAGGAAGCAGCGAGGAGAAGAUAAGGAAAUCAAAAUAACACGACGCAGAUUUAUUUUCCAAGCCAAAAUCGAAUAACUUCUUUCUGGGCCCAUUUCUCAUCCUUCCACCAAGUUUUGUGGAAAUCUGUUCUGUAGUUUUUCGGUAAUCCUUCUAAGAAACAGACAAAUAAAUGGACAGGGGUGAAAACAAAAGCGCAGGAUAAGAAAUCGCCAAAGACGGAAUCACUCACACAGUCGUCCAUCAUGUGUAACGGCUUCAGAUUCAUCCUUGUACGGUGCAGACAUCAAACAGUAUUUACCUGAACACGUGUGAUUCCCACAGCUGUUCAUCGUGCUGCAUUGAUUCACUUUGAGAUAUGUUCUCUUGUUCUUUCUUUGAAUGUUCCUUAUCUCGGUAUCGUUUUUGGUUUCUGUUUCACUCGUGUUUUCUCUGCAGAAAAACCUUGAGAAGAAAUAUGAUGUGAAAAACAUCAGAGCCCGACCGAUAUGGAUGUUUGGGUCCUAUAUCCAUAUUAGGAAGUAAACCUUUUCCAAUACCGAUAUAUGGGUCUAUAUUUAUAUAUUUAAAAAGAAAAAUUGUCAAUGACUCCUAUGAUGUUGUUAUCAAACUCUAAUGACAAAGAAAUGUAAGUGAGGCUUGACAUUUUAACAGUUUGACCAAAAACUUUAUUAUAAAUAAGUAAAAACAAAACACAAAUACAACCAAAUAUAUUGAACUUGAAAAAAUAAUAUUGACUAUAAACAAAUGUACUGAUGUGAAAUAUAACAUAAAUGCGCAUAAUUUAUUCUGUAAAAUAAAGUUUUUAUUUCAACAAACACAAACGCUAACAACUUUUAUCAGCCGUCCGAUAAUAUCAGUCGGGCUCGGACGUGUUUCUUCUCUCGAUUUUCAUCUAUUUACUUUCGAGGGAUGAAAAAAAAUCCUAAAUUUGCUGCAAGCUGUUACCUCAUGUCUCAUUGUAGAGAAUCUCAGGUGUUGAGAAAUAUGAAUCAUCAAAAGGGAGACAACUGCCAUAACCUUUAUUUGUUUUACAGUAAUCGGACUAUUUUAGUUUUCCUUCAUGCUGAUGUUUACAUAACCACACAGUUCACUGUCUGUUUUGCAGAAUGUGGAAGAAUAUAUAUAACAGUGAAGUCAGCAAAUAUAAAAGUAGUUUGAAGAAGCAUUGCUGUACAUGAUAUUAACAUGAUUUAAUAAUCAGAUCCCCGUGCAUAAUAUAAAAUAGGAAAAUCUGCUCUGGUAAGACUUUGGCUGUAGGUGAGUUGUAUUUGCUGUCGGGACAAGUCGCUGGGGGGUUUCUCUGUGUAGCGACAGGAAGUGGAAAUGAUGCUUCUCUCCGUCAGGUGCUCAGAUUGCACCGCUCGCCUCUGUGUCCCAUGGACACGACGUUGUGCUAAUUUACUGAAUGUUUGUUCCGCACUGAAACAAGAGGUUUUUGUUUACAGUUUACAUCCUGUGUACUGUACGUGCGGAUGUCGGUACUUCUGUUGAUUGUUUACAGGACUUCUGUUGUAAAGAUUGUAUUCAGUAUUUCAGAAACGCUCUGAAUGAGUUUUUAAGAAAGCAUGUCUUUAUAAGGGUGUUGUGCAUUUCAUCUGAUUUUAUUUUUUUUGGUACAUUUCUUGUGCAUUUCAUAUAUUUAUUUAUUUAUUUAUUUAUUCGUCCUCCUCCAGAACUGCACCUGUAGCUUAGCUGGUGAAAAUAUUGUUGUCAGUGAUGAGACACUAACAUCUACACUGUAUAUGUUGCACUUUGUAUUUAAGUAUUAAACCACAAUAAGAAAA